AUGGGAAACGAGACCAGCUACCCGGCCCAAAUAUGCUCCCACUUCAAUAACGAUGAAAUUAAAAGACUGGUCAGGAGCUUCAAGAAGUUGGACUUGGACAAAUCGGGCACUCUGACCACGGAGGAGUUCAUGACGCUGCCCAAGCUGCAGCAGAACCCGCUGGUGUUCCGAGUGAUCGACAUCUUCGACACGGAUGGCAACGGGGAGGUGGACUUCCACGAGUUCAUCGUGGGCGCCUCCCAGUUCAGCGUCAAGGGCGACGAGGAGCAGAAGCUGAGGUUCGCCUUCAGGAUCUACGACAUAGACAAGGACGGCUACAUUUCCAACGGGGAGCUCUUCCAGGUGCUGAAGAUGAUGGUGGGAGACAACCUCAAAGACUGGCAGCUGCAGCAGCUGGUGGACAAAACCAUCCUAGUCCUGGAUAAGGAUGGCGAUGGGAAAAUAUCCUUCCAGGAGUUCAGUGAUGUGGUCAGAAGCCUGGAGAUCCACAAGAAGUUGGUCCUGACGAUGUGA
Jaculus jaculus (lesser Egyptian jerboa) is the source of this 513-nucleotide messenger RNA. RefSeq names its product protein phosphatase 3 regulatory subunit B, beta (gene Ppp3r2). Gene Ontology annotation, molecular function: calcium ion binding; calcium-dependent protein serine/threonine phosphatase regulator activity. The transcript has a single exon. Lineage: Eukaryota; Metazoa; Chordata; Mammalia; Rodentia; Dipodidae. Bases 1 to 513 code for a protein of 170 amino acids. The record is from RefSeq and is a predicted model, not a curated record.